Molecule: messenger RNA, 6050 nt
Organism: Metopolophium dirhodum (rose-grain aphid)
Lineage: Eukaryota; Metazoa; Arthropoda; Insecta; Hemiptera; Aphididae
Gene: Toll-6
Product: toll-like receptor 6
Exons: 2
Coding region: 620-4408 (1262 amino acids)
Biological process (GO): signal transduction
Molecular function (GO): protein binding
Source: RefSeq, a predicted model, not a curated record
GUCGUCGCGCCACCGUCGAGCCCGGUCGACAACGGUCUCCGCGGGGAAUAAAACGGCGUCGUUGGCGCGCGCGCUAGUGUAGUGCGCGCGGGCACCACACCGGCCCGGCGGCAGUCGUAAACGAGCAUGUACCGCCCGACACGGUCAGUCCGCGUUCGCGCACCGCAUCGAACAGUUCGCCGCCGUCGCGCCAUGUACACGGCGUCCUCGCCACUGCUACCGUCGCAGCAGCCGUCGUCGUCGUCGUCGUCGUUUUCGCCGAAACCGAAAUUUGAUAUUAAUAAUAAUAUUAGUGAUAACAACGGACAUAACGAUUUCGCCGUCGGAUCGCCCCUACUCUGACACGACUGUGCACUCAAUCGGUGACAACAAUAUUUUAUAACACGCCGUUACUAUCCGUCUCUGAUAAAAAACAUUUUUUUCGCGCGUUUUGUUUUAGAUAUUAUUUUUUUCUCGACACCCUCGCUCGUCGUGGUUAAGUGUUAAUUAAUUUAUAUAUAUAUUUUUUUUCAAUCCUCCCGCGGAUUUGUCAUGGUCGUCGGACCCGCACCGGCCGUUUUCUAGCGUAUGCUUUCGGUCGACGAGUGACCACCGCUGCCUCCCCGCCGACGACGCGAGUAUGUGCGUGUUCUUCGCUAUUCUCAUACUCGUACCGAUGUGGCACUCGGUGUGCGGCCAAUACCAUCACAGCAACGCGUCGUCCGGUCCGCAGUUCAACUAUGACGCGCCGGAGGACUGCGCGUGGAAGGUCCGCGACGGGCACGGCGAUGAGGUGCUGCUGGCGUGCACGCUCCGGACCAUCAACAGCGAGAUAGACACCACAAACUUCUCGGCCAUCCCGUCCGAGCACACCGUAUCGUUGCUCAUAUCGUGUGAUCCCGCGAUCACGGCCCGCAGCUCGAUGGAGAACCAGAGUUUCGCCCACCUCGUGCGGCUCCGCGAGCUCGAGCUGGACGCGUGCAAGCUGGCCCGGUGGCCGGCCGCCACGCUUGCCGGGCUCACAGACCUCCGAAACCUGACCGUCAGGACGGGUAUGUCCGAUUGGCCGGACGCCGGCAUGACCGUCGAAAUUGCGGCUGGUAGUUUCGCACACGCCGGCCGCCUGGAACGGUUGGAUCUGAGCACCAACAACAUUGUCGCGCUGCCCGAGAACGCGUUCUGUCAGCUACCCAACCUGGUGAUUUUAAACCUGAGCAGGAACCGCAUACAGGACGUUGCUGAUUUAGGGUUCGGCGAACGCGCGCCACCGCCACCACCGCAGCCGCUGAUCAGCGGGCGCGAUGAAGUGUACGACGCAAACCAGUACCUGAGGAAGCCUACGUCCAGUCAGUGUCCACUUGAUGUCCAGUCCGUCGACGUAUCGUGGAACCGCAUUGCCGUAAUACCGUCCAACGGUUUCAGCUCGUUGCGCCGGCUCACUGAGCUUCGGCUCACUGGUAACGAGAUAUCAGUGGUCAACGAUAGGCCGCUCGGGGGGCUUACUGGACUAGAGAUUCUCGACAUAUCUUGCAACAACAUUAUCUCAUUGCCCAUCGACAUGUUCAAGGACGUGGCAGAUAGUAUCAAGCAAAUCCACCUGCAAGACAACUCAAUCAGCGCUUUGUCUCCAGGUCUGUUCGUCAACCUGUACCAGUUGACUUCGCUAGAUCUAUCAUCAAAUCUGCUCACCAGCACUUGGAUAGACGCCAGCACGUUUACGGGUCUCAUUAGAUUGGUGGCGUUGAACUUGUCCAAUAACAAAAUAUCCAAGCUCGACCCAACGAUAUUCCACGAUCUAUACACGCUGCAAAUAUUAAAUUUAGGAGGUAAUCUAAUCGAUUCGAUACCAAACGAUGCAUUCAUACCGCUUAGGAACCUCGACACGUUAGUGCUGUCAAACAACAAAAUUGUCGAUGUCAGUCCAUUGGCUUUGAACGGCCUCUACGCGCUGACUCUGCUCUCGUUGGAUGGAAAUAAACUGACAGACGUGCACGAGGACUGCUUUAAAAAUUGCACCACACUGCGGGAAUUAAACCUCAGCGGUAACGUUUUAAAAACCAUUCCAUUGGCUUUAAGAGAAAUGAGAAUGCUGAAGAAUGUGGAUUUAGGAGAGAAUAAAAUCGACUCCAUAGACCCAGAUUCGUUUUAUGGUAUGUCAAACUUAAAUGGUCUGAGGUUAAUGGGAAAUCGACUCCGCAAUAUAACUUCUAACCUUUUUGACAAUUUAAUUUCACUGCAAAUAUUAAGCGUUGCACACAAUCAGAUCGAUUUUGUGGCUUCGGACGCGUUUCAAAACAUUUCAAGCAUAGAAGCGAUCAGGCUGGACGGUAAUCGACUAUCGUCGAUAGAACAUAUAGUUCGCAACGUGUCCAGUCUGAGGUGGCUGAACGUGUCCGAUAACGUCUUAAAUGAUUUUGAUUAUGGUAUGUUACCGGAACGGCUAGAAUGGCUUGCCAUGCACAAAAACUACCUAACCGAGUUGUCCAACAAAAAUGGUGUCACCAUCAAAAUUCGUCAGCUGGACGUGAGGUACAACUACCUAACGUACAUUAGCCCGGCCUCGAUACCGGAUAGUGUAGAGAUACUACUGAUGAACGACAACCAGAUCAUGACCGUGGAGACAGGAACUUUCUUGCGAAAGACCAACAUCACCCGGGCCGAUAUGUACGCAAAUCAGAUCGGCCAGUUGGAUAUCAACGCACUGCGAUUGGCACCUGUUCAUUCGGACAGACCACUACCAGAGUUCUACAUCAGCGGCAACCCGUUCCAGUGUGACUGUAAAAUGGAAUGGCUGCAACGUAUCAACCUGCUGGCUGGGCUGCGUCAAUACCCGAUGGUGAUGGAUAUACCGUCAAUUUAUUGCAAGCUGCUGUACAACCGGGAGAAUAAGUACGUGCCACUGUCUGAAAUCAACCCAGCGCAAUUUGUAUGUACUUACAAGACGCAUUGUUUUGCCGUGUGUCAGUGCUGCGAGUUUGACGCGUGUGACUGCGAAAUGACAUGUCCAGCCAACUGCACGUGCUACCACGAUCAGCCGUGGUCGUCCAAUAUCGUUGACUGUUAUUCAUCCAACUACACCCAGCUUCCAGCUAAAAUUCCUAUGGAUGCCACUGAGGUCUAUCUGGACGGAAAUUUGUUCACCCACCUGUCCAGUCAUGCGCUUCUGGGCCGCAAGAACCUGCGUAUACUGUUUGCCAACAACUCAGGCAUCCAGUCGGUGCGCAACGAUACGUUUACGGGGCUUAAGCGUCUAGCCGUACUGCACCUGGAGGACAAUCAGAUUGAGAGGUUCGAUGGAUCUGAGUUCAACACCGUGGAGAACCUUCGGGAACUGUACCUACAGCACAAUUCAAUAAGCUACAUCAGCAACAUGACGUUUGAACCACUAAAGAGCCUGCAGGUUCUACGGCUCGACCACAACAGACUGUAUGAUUACGACUCGUGGAUAUUGUCUACCAACUUGCACCUGGUCGAGCUGCACCUAUCCAACAACCCGUGGUCGUGUGACUGUGAGUUUGUCCAGUCGUUUAGACGGUACAUUAUGGCGUCCGGUGAUAAGGUCGUAGACUCGGCCACCGUCAUGUGCCAUUCUGACGGAAACAGGGACGUAAGUAUUCGUGACCAAAAUGCCACUGAGUGUAGCUCAUUUUUUGGUUCCAUCGUAGAAAAUCGUAUCGUCCGAGACGUAUUGCCUACGGCACUAACGGCUGUGUGUAUAAUUUUAGCUCUGGUGCUAAUCUUGUACCUUGUAGUCGUAUACAGAGAAGAGUGCCGUGCUUGGGUGUACUAUAAAUGCGGAUUCAGAAUAUGUCAUAAAACCGUACCAUUCGAAGAUGACAGGAUGUUCGAUGCGUACGUCACGUACAGCCUGAAAGAUGACGGUUUCGUUGCUCAGAUGCUGGCUCCCGGGCUGGAACAGGGCAACCCGAGGUACAGGGUAGGCUUACACUAUCGAGAUUUUAAUGUCAGCUCGUUUGUCGCUGAUACUAUUGUGGAAGCUAUCGAGUCAUCCAAGAGAACAAUUCUGGUCGUUUCUAAAAAUUUUGUGGAAUCUGAAUGGUGUCGAUUUGAAUUCAAAUCAGCACUGCACGAAGGUCUUAAGGACAAAAAGGGACGGCUCAUCGUCGUCGCACUCGGUGAAAUUCAGCCAAAGGACGUCGAUCCGGAACUCAGAGUUUACAUGAAAAAUUCUAUACAAGUAAACUGGGGUGAUCGAAUGUUCUGGGAAAAAUUAAAGUUUGCUAUGCCGGAUGUUAGCAAGUGUCAAAGCUUAAUGUCACGGUCUAGAAAUGGUGUAAAUAUCUAUGCGACACCAUUGAGGACGUCCUAUUCAUUUGGUAGCCAGCCACCAAGGACUGCUUCAGUACAGUCAAGCAAGUAUUACUUGUCACCAGCGUACGUGGAUUCUUCGCAGCAUCUUUGGGCGUGAUUUGCCAAAAGUGUUUAUGCAAUGUCAAAGAAGAGGCCGCUCAAAACCAAAAAUUACAAAUAAAUCUUUUUAACACGAUCCUUUUAAUAUAUAUAUAAAAAAAUUGUAUUUUCUACGUUCCCAUUAUUAUACUAUAUAAAACAUUAUAACGCAUUAUAUUAUUAUAUUAUAUACCUAUACGUCUUUGUAUUUCGGUCGAUUAACUUAUAAUAAUUAUUAUUUUUUAUGUAUAGAAAUAUGAAUAUUUUAAUGUUAAUUUUAAGUUUUCCCGUUGGAUUUCUAGUCAAAAUUCUCGCGUACACACACUAUUAUACUAUUAUACUAUUAUUAUAACAUUCGUGUUACAACAAUUAUAGGUAGGUAGGUACCUAUUGUAAAACAUUAUAUAGUCCAGCCAUAUUAUUAUUAUUUCGUUAUCGUUAUCGUUAUGGUUAUUGCUGACCGUAUGCCACUUAUAUGCUAUGACACCGAUACACUGAAAGAGCCAUCAUCACCCUUAACGCCGCCGUUUAUGCCAUGACGUUCUUCGCAUGACUCGGGGUAUAUACGGUCAGCAUUGACGUCAGACCAAUCGGCGAGUCACGGCUUCAGCGAAAGAAGACAAUAUAGAGGAAUAUUAUUAUUAUUAUUAUUAUUAUUAUUAUAUUGUAUAUUGUUGUACAUUACACGUGCAUGUGUGUACAGUCGUGCACUUGACGGAAUAUUGUAAUGUGACUGGGCGGCGAUGUGAAGGAACGAUUUUCUUUUGUUUUACUUGAGCUCCGAACAAAAAAAAAACAUCCUUUCGUCGUCGUCCACUUCCGUGUUGGGAAUUUAAAAACAUCAUGUGUAUUCCGCACAGAUAAUAGUAAUAUUCGCUCCAAUAUCUCUAUAUUAUACGCAAACGUAUGCACAAUCAUUAUAAUGUGGUGGUGGUGGUGGUGAUCUAUUCUUCGGCACACAGUUUAGCAAACCGAAACAAUAGCGAUAAUGAUAAUGAUAACGAUAGUAAUAAAUAAGUUCAUAGACGUGUGCCAACGCACACUCUACGUGUACUGAACUUCGGCGUAUACUCCAGUGCUUCGUUUUGUGUUGUUUUUGUCGACAUAUUUUUUCCCCUUAAUAUACGAAUUUCAGUAUAAUAAUAAUAAACAAUAACAAUUAUAUCUCAACAAUGUUUUAAUAAAAAUAACUCGAAUUUUUUUCAACACUGUCGUACAUUUUACUAUAAUAUUGCAAGAUAAUAUAAUAAUGACAUGAUAAUAUUAUUAUUAUUAUACCUACAACUGAUAUUAUAAUUAUUGUAAUAAGCGCAUUGGUUUCAGACUUUCUUUUCUACUCAACCAGGCGAUCUAGUCAUGUUAAAUACUUCAUUUUAUAUAAAUAUAUAACAUAAAUUAUAUAUUCUCAGCUGUGAUAAUAUAUUUAAUAUAAUUUUUAAUUUGUAUCGAUUUUUCGUGUAUAUUUUUUUGACCCCGUGAAAUGUAUUGUGUAUCGUCAAGUUUAAUUAAAACCGAAUACAUUUUGUGUUAAGCCAACUUUGUCAAAUUUUUGUAUAGACUUUUUUUUUAUUAUUAUUAUUAUUAUUAUUAUUAUUAAUUUAUUUAUUACUUUGUAUAUUUUGUCGUUAUUUAUCGUACAAUAUAAAAUAAAUGUUCAUUCA